AUGACUACUAGCCGCGGCGGGUGCUGGUCUACGCUCAUCGAAGAGCAGAGUGGGUGCCAGACGUGCAUUGUGCAGGCCACCAGCAGCAGCACAACCGCAACCGAUGACCCGCCGGCAUCACAGUGGAAUUCCUCGGUGUUCAGCAAGUUCUUCGAGAUGGAGCUAGACCCUUGCCCCGAAUCCGUCUCUGAUUUCUACGGGACUCCGCCAGGGGGCGUUGUGUCCUACCAGGAGGUGCUAUCAGCCGACUGCCGUCACAGCGACGACGACAACGACGACAAUGACGACAGCGACAGCGUGUGGCUCGCGUUCGAGAACAGCUGCUACUCCAAGAGCUCAUACUUGGACGCGGCAGUUAACUGGGAGGAUGCGGACGCUAGGUGUGGGGAGGUGGGUGCGAGGCUCGUGAGCCUAGAAAGCGAGGCCGAGAAUGACUUCGUCACUCACAACCUGCUGUGGAUUGGCUUCCUUGGCGAGGCGUACACAGGAACCUAGGUGUAGGUACAAUGUUGCACCGCUGAUUGUGCAAGGAAUGUUGUCUCGGUAAACCCCGAGCCUAACACACACGGAAACGUGCCAGCUGGUGUGCCUUUUACCGCGGCCGUGGAAGGGGGGCCUACCUCAACCAUGUUCGACAGAAGGCUGGAUGGUUAACCUCUACCAACGUACGUAGAAUUUGUGAUUUUAUCAUGGCCAUCUCUUGGCGUUGCAUUUCCGAAAAUGAGACGCACGUGUUUUCUUGCAUCAUCAACACAUGCCUUUAGGACUGCAAAAGGCAUCCGAGGACGGUACGUGGAGCUGGCGGGACUCCCUGGCCGGCUUUACGCCCGGAGACUUCAACGCGUCCGUGAGUUUUCAGGACUGGGGGGAGGGACUAGACGCCUCCUCUUCCUACGAGAGCACGGGAGCCUCUUGCCUGGAGAUAACCCCUUACUACCCCAAGGCGUGGAACCCUUUCUCGUGCGAGGUGUGUAGACACACAGCGCCAUCGUUGUGCUGUCGUUGUUGUCGUCGUUGUCGUCGUUGUCGUUGUGGUCAUGGUCGUGGUCGUUGUUGUUGUUGUUGUUGUUG
Molecule: messenger RNA, 1071 nt
Organism: Ectocarpus siliculosus
Lineage: Eukaryota; Phaeophyceae; Ectocarpales; Ectocarpaceae
Source: the annotation of a GenBank genome assembly